Messenger RNA from Rotaria sp. Silwood2, 1002 nucleotides. NCBI's taxonomy places the organism in Eukaryota, Metazoa, Rotifera, Eurotatoria, Philodinida, Philodinidae. The record is from the annotation of a GenBank genome assembly.
AUGCCUACAAAAAUUCCUCGUGAAGAAGAACAACGACAAUUAAAAGAACUUGAACUUGAAAUAAAAUAUCAUGAAAAUUUGGAAAGUAUGAAAGAAAAUAAUCAUCAUCAUCAUCAUCAUAAUCAUAAUCAUAAUCAUUUAACACCAACGAUAACAACAAUAACAACAAAUAAAAAAUUAACAUCAAUGAAUGAUAUUAAAAUACCUAAAAAACGUGGUCCAAAAAAGAAACAAAUGACACCAGCACGUGUUGCACGUUUUAAAGUUCGACGUAUUAAAGCAAAUGGUCGUGAACGUGAACGUAUGAAAGGUCUUAAUGAACAAUUAGAAGUGUUACGUGAAACAAUUCCAUGUUUUUCAUUAUCACAAAAAUUAUCAAAAAUUGAAACAUUACGUUUAGCUAAAAAUUAUAUUGAAGCAUUAAGUGAAAUGGUUCAAAAUGAUCAAAUACCUGAUAAUACACAUUUUGCUCAAUUAUUAUGUAAAGGUUUAUCACCAAAUACAAUGAAUCUUGUUGCAGCAACACUUUGUUUAAAUCCUCGUAUAUUACAACAGCAACAACAACAACAAUAUGGAGAUUCUUAUCCAUCAAAUAUGGUUACAAUGGAUGAAACUUAUAUGUUAUCAUCAAUGCAUCCGAGAGUACGAAAUCCAUUAGAAUUUAUUAAUCUUAAAAAAGGAAAUCAUCAAUCAAAACCAACAACAAUAAAUCAAAAUCAUUCAACAAGUGAAAGUGAAGAUGAUGCUAUGUUAUGUAGUUCAAGUAGUUAUGAUCAAACAUCAUCAUUUUGUAAUGAUGCAACAAAUAGCAGUAUGGAAGAAAUUAGUCCUAAUGGACAUAUGAUUUUACCAGGAGCUUCACAAACAUUUACAAAUGAAUUUUAUACUGAUGAACAACAUUUUAUGUUAAAUACUCAACAAUUUUAUCCACCACCACCACCACUGCCACCACCAAUUGUAACACAACAUCAUCAUAAUUUUUAUUAUCCAACAAACUAUUGA